Molecule: messenger RNA, 1464 nt
Organism: Theileria equi strain WA
Lineage: Eukaryota; Apicomplexa; Aconoidasida; Piroplasmida; Theileriidae
Exons: 1
Coding region: 1-1464 (487 amino acids)
Source: RefSeq, a predicted model, not a curated record
AUGACACAGAUGAGCACAAUGACAGAGACGGAGGAAAGCCGUACUGACCAAAAGGUGGCAGCCUUUAUGGUUGGCUUUGCCCUAGCCCAGGUACCUCGUUUAGCAGUUUCUGCCGGUAAGUUUGCUGCUGUAAGGUUCAGGAUCAGUUCUAGCUACAUUCCUCUCUUCCUUAAUCAGAUGAUUAUCUCAUAUAGAAUUGCUGCUUUAAUUGGGACAAUGGUGAUGAACGGAUUAAUUCUGGGUUAUCCUGAGUUUAAAAAAUAUCUGAACAUUGUAUCGUCCAUAUGUACCUCUUCAAUGUCGCUUUGUUAUGCUCUAACGUUAGUGACAUUCUACACUGGAGGAGACCAAGGGUACAUUACAGCUUACUACUGGGGUAUUGUAUUGACAUCAUUCAUGUACGGUUGUACUGUUGUCUCUGUAACAACUUUGGCAUCGAGCGAGAUUGCAGCAUAUCUAGCUGCUAUACCAGCGGCGUGCAUCACUUCUUCCUCAUACCAUCUCUCAUUUAUCAAACUUGGGAAUAAAUAUAGGCUUCAGAAUAUAAACUACUGGGUAGUAGUAUGGCAAAUUAUCACUGCGAUUUGUUUAGCAGUAAUUGCAGCAGGAAUUUGGAUAGUUGCAUAUGGCAGUAGCCAGACUAGUAGCAGUAGUACUAGUAAUGAUGAUUUUUGGACUGGUAUAAGACUAUCUUGGUCACCACUAUUUUUGGCUGCAUUUGGUUAUGGACUACAAUAUGCUUUCUACCCUGCCAUUGCACCUUAUAAGCUUGCUGGUAUUCAAAAGGGUUUUUACAUUUCCUUGACUCUGCUUUAUACUGGAGCAAUACCACCUGCAAUUCUACUAUAUCUUAAAGAAACAGGUAAGGGUCCAGAUAAAAAUUGGACUACUUAUUGGGGAUGGCAUUAUUCUUGGUUCCUUUUUGCUCUAGAGGUUACAUGUGCAUACAUUUUCACGAUUAUAUUGCACUAUCCAGACGGGUUUAUAGCCAGAACACUUAGGCAUAGCACGAUACUCCUCACACUUGUUAUUGUCUUGUAUGAUAUGUGUGUACAUACUACUAGGGGUAUUGGAUCUAACGGGGCCUCCAGACAAACUAAAGAGGGUAAUGGUAAGAAAAACUCAAAAAUGGCUACACUAAAUACGUUACUUUAUUCUAUAAUGCAGUUGAUAUUCGCCUUUAUGGGUAAUGGUUACCUCAAGACAUACAGGCAGGCAGAGAAGGAUCCAGACAACUGGCCUACCAAACACUUUACCACAAGAAAGGCGUUCUGGUACUGGUGUGGAUGCUCCACCAAGUGUGCAUGCAAAAAUCUUGUUACGGCCUUCACUACAGACGUCAGAGGAUCUAUCGUUGAAAAGAAGGAGCAUCUCUAUAUUGUAUAUGCCGAUGAAGUGGAUAAUAUUAGAAAGCCUCCCAAGACGAAAAAUCCUAAAGUAAUGAAGAUAGUUUAUGACAUAUAA